GGAAUUGGGAAUUUAGCUCUAGAACAAACGAACAAUUUACUGGUCGACUACUGCCGGAGUGGACCAAGCUCAAUUCCAGUGGCCCACCGGACUUUGAAAAGUGCUCCACCGGUCUACCUCCGUCUUAUGAUACAAAUCAACGGCGAUCCUCAGCUUAAAGUUCAGCCUUAGGCGACAACUCAUCGCCUGCCGCUGCAGAUCGAAACGACGACGUGCUCGCCGAACUCACACGGCAUCGCACCCACACUCGUUUGCAUCUGCUGUAUUUGUUGGAAGUUUUUGAGUAAUCCAUAAGGAAUCGGGAAUUAUUAGUAAGAGAGAUGAAUAUUGGCCAGGGGGCGGUGCACCCCGUGGAGGCGCCGCCGAUGCAGACGGAGGGCGGGGGGAACGUGCCACUGCCGCGCGUGAGGAUGAAGGAUAUCCAGGGCACGCCGGGGACAGUCGGUGGUCUGGUGUUGCGCGUGUUUCAGCUGUUGUUCGCGGUUGUGGCGCUUUCUGUCAUGGCAACCACCAGUGAUUUUCCUUCGGUCACCGCUUUCUGCUACCUUGUUGCUGCUGCUGGUUUGCAGAGCCUGUGGAGCCUUGCAUUAGCACUUGUUGAUGCGUACGCACUUCUUGUAGGCCGUCGUUUGCAGAACCCUCGAAUCGUUAGUUUAUUUGCUAUUGGUGAUGGGGUAACAUCUACCCUAACGUUUGCUGCAGCAUGUGCAUCUGCAGGAAUAACUGUCCUAAUCGGAAACGAUCUUGGGGCAUGUGGCAAGAAUAGUUGCACAGAAUUUGAAACCGCUGCAGCUAUGGCUUUCCUCAGCUGGUUCACCGCAUUACCUUCUUUCUUAUUAAAUUUUUGGUCGUUGGCUUCACGAUGAUGGAGGACAAAAUCUUUAUAUCAGAGUGAAAUAUUCUUCCAGCCUUAGAAAAAAAAGAACGAUAAUAUGUUGUGGUUUUUCGUAUUUUUCAUGUAACCUGUUGUGUUUGCUGCAAUUAUAAUGAUUUACAUGCACACAACCUCGGAAAAUUGUUGCUGUCGUGUGUAAAUAUAUAUAUACAUACAUAGUGCAAGUUCAGUAGUAUUUUCUGUACAAAA
Messenger RNA from Erythranthe guttata (spotted monkey flower), 1084 nucleotides. The record is from RefSeq and is a predicted model, not a curated record. Lineage: Eukaryota; Viridiplantae; Streptophyta; Magnoliopsida; Lamiales; Phrymaceae.